AUGCUCGCGCUGUGCCUGAAAGGUGAGGCGCUCUCGGUCGUUGGACGUCUCAGCCCAGAGGAGUCAGUGGACUACGAUGCCGUUAAAAGAGCUUUGAUGAGAAGGUUCAGAUUGACCGCGGACGGUUUCCGCGAAAAGUUCCGGAACGCCAGACCUGAAGGAGGAGAGACCGGGGCCCAAUAUGCAGCGCGUCUAGCCAGUCUCUUCGACCGCUGGGUUGAGCUCUCUGAGACGGCCAAGCAGUACGACACUCUUCGAGAUCUGCUCCUAGCCGAGCAAUUCCUCAAGGGCUGCUCACCAAAGCUGGCCCUCUUCAUCAAAGAGCGAACAACCAAAACACUGGCAGACAUGGCAGACUUGGCCGACCGAUACCUGGAGGCGCAAGGAACGCAGUCGCUUGGGAAAAAGGUGGAGGAAAAGAAGCCGACUUCCGAACCCCCACGGCCCGUCGACAAGAAAAGUACAAGACAGCGGCCACCACUGCGUUGUUUUCUCUGUAACCGGCUUGGGCACCGUGCCGCCGAUUGCCGGGAUAAAGUCACAACUAAGGCAUCUUGUUGGAGGUGCGGCCAAACGGGCCACGCGGCCAACUCCUGUCAAGAAGGAUCAAAAGGGCGUUCUCAAGCUUCCUGCUGUGUGGCUACCGAGCCCACCAAGAAGAAAGAAGUGGUCGUGCAGGACGGAUACGUAGAACUCAAGAACGGUGACCGUCUCCCUGUGGUAAACUCCACGAUAGAGGAGGAGGAAACGAAUUUGACGAAUGGAGUACCCGUGCGAGCCGGCAGGGUAGGAACACGCAGUGUCACCGUCCUACGCGACACCGGCUGCAACACGGUAGUCGUUCGGAAGAAUCUCAUCUCAAAAGAGGAGCUCACGGGAACUUCCAAGGCGGUCUACCUUGCUGAUGGCACCGUUAAGAUGCUGCCGGAGGCGAGACUGCUGGUGCGGUCUCCAUUCUUCAGUGGGGAGGUGACGGCUCUCUGCAUGGAAAGUCCUCUGUAUGAUAUAAUACUAGGCAACAUUCCGGGCGUUCGAGCAGCAGCAGAUCCCGAUCCCGAAUGGGACGCUGAACCAGCAGCGGAAGAGAGCAGGCCCGAGACUGACGUACGGAACGAAGAACGGACUGUGACCGCGGCGGUUGAAACAAGACUCCAAAAGAAGGCGGCUGAACACAAGACCACGGUGCCUACACCGUUGAGAGUAUCGGAAGUUCAGGAGGGAGCAGUUACACCAGACACUUUGAAGAGGGAGCAACAAAACGACUCGAGCCUGAGGACGUGUUUCCAAAACGUCGGGAAAACUAUGACGGGCAAGAAGCGGAAGCACUCCUGCAUGUUUGUGGUAAGAAACGGAAUCCUGUUCCGGUCCUACAGAACGUCACCCGGAAGAGAAGUUCACCAAUUGGUGGUGCCUAAGAAGUUCAGGACCACCAUCCUUAAAAUGGCGCACGAUGGGAUUCUGGCGGGUCACCAGGGUGCUCAGAAGACAGUAAACCGAGUGCUCGAAGAAUUCUUCUGGCCUGGCGUCGGAGCAGACGUGAAACGCUUCGUGAAGUCCUGCGACCGCUGCCAACGCACGACGCCGAAAGGAAAGGUCCCCAAGAUGCCCCUGGGGAGUAUGCCGCUCAUCGAGACGCCCUUUCAACGCGUGGCCAUCGACAUCGUGGGCCCCAUUUCACCGACCACCAAGAGGGGAAACAAGUAUAUUUUAACGAUGGUCAAUUACGCGACGCGGUAUCCAGAUGCUGUGGCGUUGCCCAAUAUCUCCACCGAGCGAGUAGCCGAGGCACUCGUGGAGAUGUUCACUAGAACUGGGGUUCCCCGAGAAGUGCUCAGUGACCGCGGUUCCAACUUUACGUCGGACGUCAUAAAAGAGGUGGGACGGCUGCUCUCCAUGAGACAACUGUUCACGACGCCCUACCACCCAAUGGGAAACGGCCUUGUAGAGAAAUUCAACGGAACGCUCAAGACCAUGCUGAAGCGGAUGUGUCAAGAAAAGCCAGCAGACUGGGAUCGCUACUUGGCACCGCUGCUGUUUGCGUACCGAGAAGUUCCUCAGGCCAGCCUGGGAUUUUCCCCUUUUGAGCUGCUCUACGGAAGGAACGUACGAGGCCCCCUCUCUGUACUUAAAGAAUUGUGGACGAAUGAGGCGCUGGAGGAGGAGACCAAGACAACGUAUGAGUAUGUCUUCGAGCUACGCAACAAGCUCGAGGACACCUGUAAGAUUGCCCACGAGGAACUUGAGCGGGCCAGCGAACGCUACCGUCGUUGCUUCGAUCGGAAGGCCCGUCACAGGCACAUCGGUGUUGGCGAUUUAGUUCUAAUCUUGCUCCCCACCGACCAGAACAAGUUGCUGAUGCAAUGGAAGGGACCAUACCCCGUGGUCGGACAGAAAGGCCCCCUAGACUACGAAGUGGACCUGGGGCAUGGCAUAAAAUUAUUCCACGGUAACAUGCUUAAAAAGUAUGAAGAACGAGCACCUGACGAGGUUCCUGCGGCUUGUACGGUUGUCGCAUUGGAGGAAUCCGAAGGAGAGGGCGGUUUCCCCAUGCUGAGAUUGCAGAGCACCGAAACUGCGAGCGAUGUCGUGUUCGCUCCUGGGCUCGCAUCGGAGUGCCGAAAAGAGGCCGAGGCCUUGGUUCAAGACUACAGGGCCAUCUUCUCCGACGUUCCAGGACGAACCGACCUUAUCAAGUGUCACUUGAAGUUGGAAACGGACAAGCCGACAGACCACGAACCUCUCCAGUACAUCAAACAAACCCGGCACGCUAACGCCAGGGUAAUGCGUUGGAGUCUGAAGCUGCAAGAGUAUGAUUUUAAAGUUCAGUAUAUCAAGGGAAGUGAAAAUGUGGGGGCGGACUAUUUGAGUCGUAUGUAA
Molecule: messenger RNA, 2877 nt
Organism: Ixodes scapularis (black-legged tick)
Lineage: Eukaryota; Metazoa; Arthropoda; Arachnida; Ixodida; Ixodidae
Exons: 2
Coding region: 1-2877 (958 amino acids)
Biological process (GO): DNA integration
Molecular function (GO): zinc ion binding; nucleic acid binding
Source: RefSeq, a predicted model, not a curated record